UAAAUCAUUAAAAAAAACAGCAAAAUAUUUCUAGUUCUGGUGUGCAUCAUUACUAUGUAGCUUGGCGUGUUCAGAAUCGUCCAAUCAGUGGAUGCGUGAAAAAGGAUGGGGCGAUGUAAUUGUUCUGAUUGGAUGAAACUAUGAACACGCCCGUCUGAGGCAAUCUGACAUUCACACACGGCAAUCGGCAAAACCUUCGCAUGACUCUUUGAAGGAUUACAGAAAACCGCAUAAGCAAAAUGCUAUUGAGCAUAUUUGGAAAAAUUUAGUUAGUAACACAAUACGCCGUAAAUUACUUAUUGUUUUAUUUCCCCGUGUCCGAUCAAUUUAGGUCUAGAUUUCCUUAAACAAAAAGAGUCGUCCCGGUUCGCUUGUACAUCAUUUAAACCAAAAGCGUUUCCUGGAAUCGUUACAUUCAACAUGGAUUUCGUUCUCGGCGGCGUGGCUGCGUGUGGUGCUUGCUUAUUUACUAACCCUUUAGAGGUCGUGAAAACUCGGAUGCAACUGCAAGGAGAACUAAAAAGCCGAGGGACCUACCAGAUUCAUUAUAGGAACGUGUUUCACGCCUUUUACACGAUAGGUAAAAUAGAUGGACUGGCCGGUCUACAGAAGGGAUUGGUACCCGGACUGGUUUAUCAGAUGUGUAUGAAUGGGGUCCGGCUGGGGUCUUACGCCAUCAUCGAGUCCUUGGGCUACAUUCACACGGACGGAAGGGUCAGCGCGGCGAAGAGCACAGUGGCAGGGGCCGUUGCCGGUGUUGUGGGAGCAGUUAUGGGAAGCCCGAUUUACCUGGUAAAGACACACCUUCAGAGUCAGGCAACUUCCUCUAUUGCAGUUGGACACCAGUAUAAACAUCGGGGAAUGAUGCAUGCACUAAUGGACAUCCACAAACAGCACGGCAUUCUGGGAUUAUGGAGGGGGGCAAGUGCAGCAGUCCCAAGAGUCAGCGUGGGAUCAGCCGCUCAACUCUCCACCUUCUCUGCCUCUAAAGAAUUGGUCACCGACUUGCAGGUUUUCUCAGAGGGCAGCUGGUUAAUAGCUCUCAGUGCUGGUAUGAUCAGUAGUGUAGUGGUUGUAUCGGCUAUGACACCUUUUGAUGUGAUCAGCACUCGCCUUUACAACCAGCCUGUGGACCAUCUCGGCAAGGGCAUACUGUACAAAGGUUUUGCGGACUGUUUCUCAAUGACGCUGAAGAAGGAAGGUAUGACUGGUCUUUAUAAAGGUCUCGGAGCCUCUUACUUCCGGCUCGGUCCGCACACCAUCCUCUCUUUAGUUUUGUGGAACGAGUUGCGUACGUUGUAUUACAGCUACAGCUAGUGUCACACUAUCAACCUGAUGUUUUAAGAACCGCUUUUUAAAAGAUAAGGAGUCUUCACAAUUUUUAAUAUAGUAAUAUUUUAUAUUUAAUUACUAACAGCAAGGGGCUGUUCAAAAGAUGACUUGUCACAAACAUAUGCAGCUUGGAAUACGACGUGAUUAAGAACACACAGAGACGAAACAUUUAAAGGGAUUGUUCAUCCAAAAAUGAAAAUUCUGUCAUCAUUUACUUACCCUCGUCCACUACCAUAGUUGAAAAAAAUAUUGUACAUUUUUUGUUCUGUUUAACACAAAAUUAGAUAUUUUGAUGAAUUUAGGAAAACAAACCGUUUUGGGGCACCUUUAACUACCAUUUAAUUUUUCCUACUAUGGUAGUCAAUGAUGUUCCAGAACUGAAAAUUGCAAACAUUCUUCCAAAUGUCUCUCUUUGUUCAUCAGAACAAAGUAAUUUAUACAGGUAUGAAAUUACAUGAGGCUGAGUAAAUGUAAAUGAUGACAGAAUUUUCAUUUUUGGGUGAACUAUUCCUUUAAAAAACGCACAAAUGUGACUGGUGCUUAUCCACACUCUAACGAAGUCCUUUAAGGAAAAUCACUGUGCUCAGAGGCCAUAUUUGCAGUGCCUCAGGCAGCUAUUUUAGUCAUAUAACACCAAGUCUUGUCUACGGUUAAUAACAAAAACAUUAGAAUGUACUGAAUGCAAAAGGGUGAGAUAUUUCUAUGCUCUUAUACUUUACACUCCAGCUGUUUUGCGAAGGGUUUUAUUAAGGAAAGCAUAUCGGCACUUGAAUCAAUGUUACUGUAAAAUGUGUACUUCUGAAGAUUGUUUAUGCAAAUGUAUACCAUGCCAUUGUUAAAUUGUUGAUUGUAUUGGUUGACCGAUGCUUAAUCGUUUUAUUGGCCAUGAAUGGUGCAUUUCACAUUGUCAAAAUAUUUUAGAACUGUUAUCAACUGUUACCUGAAAAAAUAGUAGGUAGAGAUAAAUGAAAAUGAACGCACAAUUAAUGAAUAUUUUUGCAUUUAAAAAUGUUUUUUUAACUUAAAGGAACUUAUUUUUGACUUAUACUUUUAACCCUUUCCGAAAGAUUAAAUAUGAGCUACUGCAUCUGCAUGCCAUGAUAAUUUGUAUAGUAUGAAUCACAUGUACUGUACUGAAUGUAGUUCUUAGAGAAUAUAAACGUUUGUUGUUUUAGUCUUUUUUUCUCGGAGGGCUGUAAGAUUACUGCUGCUACGUUUUCAUCAUGGUUAGAAGGACAAAGACUUACAGUACAUUUAACAGAAAUGUUAAAAUGAAGUUGCAUUCAAAUUGAUUGGUUAAAACAUAAAAUCAAAAGUAUUCUGUUUUGUUCUGCUGGUGCCUUUAUGUAAGGAUUUCUCAUUUUUAUUUUAAUGAAUUAAUAACAGCACUGUAUAAUCAAACCAUACCAUUUUAGUUAUAAGAUUGCCAAUUUGUCAAGAAAUCCAAU
This is a messenger RNA of Triplophysa rosa, 2780 nucleotides long. It is a transcript of the gene slc25a35, whose product is annotated as solute carrier family 25 member 35. The transcript is spliced from 5 exons. Lineage: Eukaryota; Metazoa; Chordata; Actinopteri; Cypriniformes; Nemacheilidae. Bases 421 to 1317 code for a protein of 298 amino acids. The record is from RefSeq and is a predicted model, not a curated record.